Messenger RNA from Otolemur garnettii (small-eared galago), 1554 nucleotides. It is a transcript of the gene CASP7, whose product is annotated as caspase 7. The transcript is spliced from 7 exons. Lineage: Eukaryota; Metazoa; Chordata; Mammalia; Primates; Galagidae. The coding region runs from base 50 to 955 and encodes 301 amino acids. Gene Ontology annotation, cellular component: cytoplasm. The record is from RefSeq and is a predicted model, not a curated record. Gene Ontology annotation, biological process: proteolysis; apoptotic process.
GCUGGCUGCCGUGGGACUGAGAGGACGCCAGCUGCGCGCGGUGGGAACGAUGGCAGACGAUCAGGACCAUGUUGGGGAGCAGGGAGCUGGGGAUUCAGCAAAUGACUCAGUGGAUGCCAAGCCAGAUCGGUCCUCCUUUGUGCCAUCACUCUUCAGUAAGAAGAAGAAAAAUGUCACAGGACAAUCAGUUAAGACCACACGGGACCGAGUACCUACCUAUCAGUAUAACAUGAACUUUGAGAAGGUGGGCAGGUGCAUCAUCAUAAACAACAAGAACUUCGAUAAGGUGACAGGUAUGGCGGUCCGAAACGGAACCGACAAAGACGCCGAGGCCCUUUACAAGUGCUUCCGGAGCCUGGGUUUUGACGUGGUCGUCUAUAACGACUGCUCUUGUGCCAAGAUGCAAGAUCUGCUGAAGCAAGCUUCUGAGGAGGACCAUUCAAAUUCAGCCUGCUUUGCCUGCAUCCUGUUAAGCCACGGAGAAGAGAAUCUAAUUUAUGGAAAAGAUGGCGUGACCCCAAUAAAGGAUUUGACAGCCCAUUUUAGGGGGGAUAGAUGCAAAACCCUUUUAGAGAAACCCAAACUCUUCUUCAUUCAGGCUUGUCGGGGGACAGAGCUGGAUGAUGGCAUCCAAGCCGACUCCGGGCCCAUCAACGACACAGAUGCUAAUCCCCGGUAUAAGAUCCCAGUGGAAGCCGACUUUCUCUUCGCUUACUCCACAGUUCCAGGCUAUUAUUCUUGGAGAAGCCCGGGAAGAGGUUCCUGGUUUGUGCAGGCCCUCUGCUCCAUCCUGGAGGAGCACGGGAAAGACCUGGAGAUUAUGCAGAUCCUCACCAGGGUGAACCACAGGGUGGCCCGGCACUUCGAGUCUCAGUCGGAUGAUCCACGCUUCCACGAGAAGAAGCAGAUCCCGUGCGUGGUCUCCAUGCUUACCAAAGAACUCUAUUUCUCUUAGUAACCGUUCCAGGGUGCAUUCUAGUUCAGAAGCUAUGGAUCAUUUGUCGAUGAAUCAGAUGUUUUUUAAUGCUCUUAAAAUAUCCGGAAAAUCCACGGGAUUUUAAUUUCAGGAAAAUUUAUUGAUUCAACAGGGAAGAAACUUUCUGGUGCUGUUGUUAUGUUCUCUGAAUUUUCAGAGACUUUUUUUUUUUACAAUGUUAUUCCCCGGAUGACUUUGUAAUUUCCUCUUAGGGUUAAUUUUCUCUUCGUAUUUCUUUCACUUUGUUAUUGCACUUAGUACAUGCAACCAAAGUGACCUCUGGAGAAGACCGAUGGCUUUGUCCACUGUAAUUGGUGGUGACACUGGUAGAGAGUCAGAGUUGGAUCUGCACUUGGCAAAGACAAUCCCAGUGUUUGACAGAAUAGCCAAUAUUGGCCUAUAUUGUAGAAAGUGGGUAUUGAGUGUGACUUGAGUGAUUUUUUUAUUGGCUUAGGGCAGAUUCUCAUGCAUACAUUUCUCACCUACAUUAGAGGAGAAAACAAAUCUAAUGAUUCAUAUGUAUCAGUCUGGAAAAUAGAAAUGUUUAGGUGUUUCAGUAGAGGGAAUUUUUAUUUUAU